Molecule: messenger RNA, 1357 nt
Organism: Medicago truncatula (barrel medic)
Lineage: Eukaryota; Viridiplantae; Streptophyta; Magnoliopsida; Fabales; Fabaceae
Product: GDSL esterase/lipase At5g33370
Exons: 5
Coding region: 97-1185 (362 amino acids)
Molecular function (GO): hydrolase activity, acting on ester bonds
Source: RefSeq, a predicted model, not a curated record
CAUUUGCAUGUUCCAUACAAACCACGAGUUAUCAAAUUGAUACAUCACAUACAAUUUAGUAACACUUCUCAGUCCUCUCAAUUAUUUUGCAUUGCAAUGGCUACUUCUUUGGUGAUUGCUUUUUGUGUAAUGAUAAGCUUUGUUGGUUGUGCUUAUGCUCAACCAAGAGCUUUCUUUGUUUUUGGAGAUUCUCUAGUGGACAGUGGUAACAAUGACUUUCUUGCUACCACGGCCCGAGCCGACAAUUAUCCAUAUGGCAUUGAUUAUCCAAGUCACAGGCCUACAGGGCGUUUCUCUAAUGGCUACAAUAUCCCUGACCUAAUUAGUUUGGAGCUUGGGUUAGAGCCUACACUUCCAUACUUGAGCCCACUACUAGUUGGAGAGAAGCUUCUAAUUGGUGCCAACUUUGCAUCCGCUGGGAUUGGAAUUCUCAAUGAUACCGGAUUCCAGUUUAUCCAUAUCAUUCGAAUCUACAAGCAGCUAAGGCUAUUUGAAUUGUAUCAGAAAAGAGUAAGUGCACACAUUGGUUCAGAAGGAGCAAGAAACCUAGUCAACAGAGCACUCGUACUCAUCACUCUUGGUGGCAAUGAUUUUGUCAACAACUAUUAUUUGGUUCCUUUUUCAGCAAGAUCUCGUCAAUUUUCUCUCCCAGAUUAUGUCCGUUAUCUCAUUUCCGAGUACCGCAAAGUUCUCAGGAGGCUUUAUGAUUUGGGAGCUCGUAGGGUUCUUGUAACGGGAACAGGACCAAUGGGGUGUGCACCAGCAGAAUUAGCUAUGAGAGGAGGUCCAAAUGGUCAGUGUAGUGUGGAACUUGAGAGAGCUGCAUCCUUAUACAAUCCUCAACUUGUUGACAUGAUCAGAUCACUAAACCAAGAGAUUGGCUCUGACAUCUUUGUUGCUGCUGAUGCAUAUAGAAUGCACAUGGAUUACAUUACCAACCCUCAAGCUUAUGGAUUUGCAACAUCAAAGGUAGCAUGCUGUGGACAAGGGCCAUACAAUGGACUUGGGCUUUGUACACCAGCCUCAAACUUGUGCCCAAACAGAGAACUUAAUGCUUUUUGGGAUGCAUUCCAUCCAUCUGAAAAGGCAAACAAAAUCAUAGUCAACCGAAUCCUUAGGGGCAGUGCUCAGUACAUGUAUCCCAUGAAUCUCAGCACUAUCAUGGCCUUAGAUUCCAGGACUUGAUCAAUCCAUCCAAGACAUUUGGUUAAUGUUUUUUUGUUAGUUUAUGUGUGUAUUUUCUUUAUCUGUGUCCUUUUGUUUUGUAUUCCAUAGCUAGUGGUUUGUCAUGCCAAGUUCUUGAGUACUGGUUUUCCCACUCAAAUUGUCAGUAAUAAAAUGUCUUCCUUUGUUUCAA